UCCCGUGGUUCCGACUCAGAAAAACUUCCGAGUCACUCUCGUCAAGAUGGUGUACUUGGCCACCCAGUUCGUCAGUCUCCUCGCCCUCUUCUCGGCGGCCACGGCUUGCGAGGGCGCCUCUUGUAGGACGCGUCCGGCGCCGACCAAGGACACGGAUCUGCUCGCCAGCAAGGCUCUAGCAAACCUCGACCGUUACCAGAAGGCGACCAACCCUCAUGGGUCCUGCACAGUCGCCAAUGCCGCCCGGCGCAGGGAAUGUCUCUGUCAAACACAGGGGCACGCUGAGCAAAGGCGAGCGCAAAGACUACAUCCGGGCCGUGAAGUGCCUGAUGCAGAAGCCGGCCAAGUACAGCCCCGAUGCCGCCCCGGGAGCCAAGUCACGCUACGACGACUUCGUGGCCGUGCACAUCAACCAGACCAUGUCGAUCCACGGCACGGCCAACUUCCUGUCCUGGCACCGCUGGUUCGUCUACGCCUUUGAGCAAGCCCUGCGCAACGAGUGCGGCUACAAGGGCUUCCAGCCGUACUGGAACUGGGGCCGCUGGGCCAACGACCCGCUCAACUCGCCCAUCUUUGACGGCAGCGACACCUCCAUGAGCGGCAACGGCCUCUUCGUCCCGCACAACUGCACGCCCGGCAUCCCCAACGGCCUCAACUGCAUCCCGCCGGGCAACGGCGGCGGCUGUCUCUUCAACGGCCCCUUUGCUGACAUGUCGGUCAACCUCGGCCCUGUGUCGCCGACCCUGCAGGCGGCGGGAGUGGUCCCGGCCCCGGCGCUGCUGGCGUACAACCCCCGCUGCGUGCGCCGCGACAUCACCAACUGGGUCAGCAAGCAGUGGACGUCGGAGCAGAACACGACCGAUCUGAUUGUGCAGAGCAACGACAUCCUCACGUUUCAGAAUACCAUGCAGGGCGACUUUAACAAUGGUGUGUAUGGCGUGCACACGGGCGGGCAUUUCACCAUUGCUGGUGACCCGGGCGGCGAUCUGUUUGCCAGCCCCGGCGACCCGGCGUUCUGGCUGCACCAUGGUCAGAUUGAUAGGGUUUGGUGGAUCUGGCAGAACCAGAACCCGGCUCAGCGUACACAGGUGAUUGCGGGGACUAUUACCAUCAUGAACACCCCGCCGAGCAGGAAUGGGACGCUGGAUGAUAUUAUUGACCUUGAGGUUAAUGCUGCGCCGCUGCCGAUUAAGGAUGUUGUCUCGAGCUUGGGGAUUGGGGGCGGGCCGUUGUGCUAUAUCUAUGUGUAAUUUGCCUGUCUGUAAUACGGUUGCGGUUGGGGAAGAUAAAAUAGACACAUCUGGGUCUAGGGGAUCAGUCCUGUCAUCGGUCACCUCAGACAUUCAUUCCAAGUCCUUUCAUUGUGGUUCGUAGUACAUACACUUACAUAUACGCCUACAUAUACACUCACAUAUACACUUACAUAUACACUUACAUAUACACUUACAUAUACACUUACAUAUACACUUACAUAUACUAGUAGAUGAACUAGAAUAUCCUUAGAUCUUGCACUCUAAUACAUAUACUUUAUCAUCGUUACCU
Messenger RNA from Canariomyces notabilis, 1542 nucleotides. RefSeq names its product Di-copper centre-containing protein. Gene Ontology annotation, molecular function: oxidoreductase activity. NCBI's taxonomy places the organism in Eukaryota, Fungi, Ascomycota, Sordariomycetes, Sordariales, Chaetomiaceae. The coding region runs from base 216 to 1250 and encodes 344 amino acids. The transcript is spliced from 2 exons. The record is from RefSeq and is a predicted model, not a curated record.